CCUGUGGCUGUUCCCGUUCCCCUCGGGCAGGGCCGGGCGGCGGCCGCGUCUCGUCCUCGCUGCCCCCUCCUCCCCGUGCCUCGCAGUGGUCGGCGCCGGUGGCGGGGAGGGCGGGGAGGGAGCGCGGCGCCGCCGCAUGCAUCGCUGAUGGAGCCGGGCUCGGGGCUGCCGCAGCGCAGGGCGGGGGGCGGCGGGCUGGACCUCGGGGCGGGCUCGGCGGCGGGGUCGCCGGCGCUCUCGGGGGGGCAGUCCCGCCGCAGGAAGCAGCCGCCGCGCCCGGCCGACUUCAAGCUGCAGGUGAUCAUCAUCGGGUCGCGGGGGGUGGGCAAGACCAGCCUUAUGGAGCGAUUCACCGACGACACCUUCUGCGAGGCCUGCAAGUCCACCGUGGGUGUUGAUUUUAAAAUCAAAACAGUAGAGCUAAGAGGAAAGAAAAUUAGAUUACAAAUCUGGGACACAGCAGGUCAGGAGAGAUUCAACAGCAUUACCUCAGCUUAUUACAGAAGUGCCAAGGGAAUUAUUUUGGUGUAUGAUAUCACCAAGAAGGAAACAUUUGACGAUUUACCAAAAUGGAUGAAAAUGAUUGAUAAGUAUGCUUCAGAAGAUGCAGAGCUUCUACUAGUUGGAAAUAAGCUGGACUGUGAAGUUGAUCGAGAGAUCUCUCGGCAGCAGGGAGAGAAGUUUGCACAGCAAAUAACUGGGAUGCGGUUCUGUGAAGCAAGUGCCAAGGAUAAUUUUAAUGUGGAUGAAAUAUUUCUAAAACUUGUUGAUGACAUUCUGAAAAAGAUGCCACUGGACGUUAUAAGAAAUGAGUUGUCCAACAGUAUCCUGUCCCUGCAACCAGAGCCAGAAAUCCCACCAGAACUGCCUCCUCCAAGGCCACAUGUCCGUUGCUGUUGACUUUUUACUUCCUCCAGAGUGAAAAAUAUGAGCAGGAGGGUAAAGAAAGUAUCUGUACUACUCUGCACUACAAUCAUUUGGCAGUUUCUCGUUGCACUUUGUUAUUCGAGUCAGAGCUACACACUAACUUGUAAAUAUGCAAAUAUGCAAUCCUAUGUAGGAUUCAACUAUAACAUUUAAUUAUUACCCCUCUCCCUCACAAUGAUGUUUCAUUCAUUGCCCCAGUGUUAUAAAUACUGUACAGUCGGUGGGGGUUUACCACACAUCCAGUUGAGGAGGAGGAGAAAUUAAAUCUAUACCUAUUCUUGACAUAAAUGUUGUAAUAGUUCUUUGUUAUUAUAAACAGGCAGGCAGAAGCUCUUCUGGUAUGAAGAUAAGUAUAUGGUGCUUUGCUAACUAUUUUAAAGACAAAUUUUUUAAAAACAGAGGACUUUAUGUACAAAGCUUCCAUAAUCAGCAUUAUGUUUCCUUUUAAUGUAGUGACAACAUUUUUGGCUGUAGCAUCCUCUGCUGACUGGAUUUAUUGAAAAGCUAAGUUUAAUUUCUGGCAGUCUUUUAUUUAUUUUGUUUAAUGCUGCACCCUUUCUUUCUGUACCGAGACAUCACACCUGGUGCAGAUCUAAGAUUGCACUUUGAAAAAGCAUACAUCAUUUUCUGCAUAAACAUAAAUUUGGUUACAAGAAUCAUUAAGUUUCAAUAAAAGAAUGGAGAUAUAUCAAGCUCUAAAAGAAGGUAUAAAAAAGCAAUGCUGCUGUCCUAGACAAAUUCUUGAGAAAAAAAAAAAAGAUGAUGCAUUUUCCUGUGUUAAGGAAUAUAUAUGUGUAUUUUUGUCUGGACAUCUGUAGGGAUGGGGGAAGGGAACCUAAGGUAAAAUUAUUUUCUUUCCUAAUGGUGGAAAUUAUUCCCAUCAAGCAAAUACUGUGUUAGGAUUUUGUCUGAUAAUGAACUUGUGAAUUAUAUCUUUGGUAUAUCUUUUAUUAAAUGCACUGUUUAGUUUAGCUGUGGUAAAUCAGUAGAUACAUAUUUGAAUAACUUGGUGUGUCCUGAAUGUUGUGGUAUUGAAAAACAUUGUGGUCUUUCUAAACUAAUGAAGUGCAAAUAAAAUUUUGUAUUUAUGAAUGACAGUGGAACUGCACCUGUUAUUAGAAUGGCAAGUAUCAAGUGAUGGGUAAAAGGUAGAAUCUGGAAUAUGGAACAACACUUGUGUUAAUUUUGUUAUGAUUUAGUUUUCUGUUGGACAGUUCUUUAGGUGUAGUGGGAAGAGCAGCAGACAUUAGUUGUUCACCUUGGUCGCUGCUCUGUUGGGAGAGCAGCUGAUGACCUGGCCCAGCUGAUAUCUUCAAAUAGCAUGUGACUGCUUGUCAUGCUGUCUUAGCAGGUGGUCGCCAGACUAUUAGUUACACUGACAACACAAGUAUGAACCAGUCUUUGUCACACUACAGCUUCUCUACUUCGCAUUCUCUGGUGCUGGAACCCAUUUUGUCACCUUUGCCACUCUUAUAGCCAGAACUGGCACUGAACACUAAAGUAUACCACUGACAUAAACAGAUUCUCUCUGUUUUAUGGGAGAAGAAAAGACACAACAAACUGUUAAUACACACACACAAAAAAGCCCUUAUUUCACUGAACAAGCUCUGACAUUCUGAAUUCAAUGCCAUGCAGGCCUGUAGCACACCUGGAUUUCUACUGAAAAAUUAAGGAAAGCAUGGUUGAUAUUUGUGCUUAUGUCUUCUGCCACCUUGUGCCUAAACAGUUAGCUAUUUUAAAUAGUAAACUUACAGUUUACUAUCCUGUUGGUAAGAUAAGAUGAAUUUCUAAAGCACUUGUAGGAGUUCAGAUGAUACUGUGGGCAAUAGCAAGGAAGGGAAAAUUAUGGAAAGUGGGUUUUAACUUGACAACCAUUUUAUUUUAGCUGAUUUGUUUUUAUUUGUACUUAGAAACUUGUGAUUUUUUCCUGCAGUUUUUGAAUUUAAUAAAAAUUAAGAAAUUUGACUUAGA
Messenger RNA from Passer domesticus (house sparrow), 2898 nucleotides. It is a transcript of the gene RAB12, whose product is annotated as RAB12, member RAS oncogene family. Bases 148 to 900 code for a protein of 250 amino acids. The record is from RefSeq and is a predicted model, not a curated record. The transcript is spliced from 6 exons. Lineage: Eukaryota; Metazoa; Chordata; Aves; Passeriformes; Passeridae. Gene Ontology annotation, molecular function: GTPase activity; GTP binding. Gene Ontology annotation, biological process: endocytic recycling; regulation of exocytosis; protein localization to plasma membrane. Gene Ontology annotation, cellular component: synaptic vesicle; endosome; trans-Golgi network transport vesicle.